This is a messenger RNA of Eptesicus fuscus (big brown bat), 1032 nucleotides long. It is a transcript of the gene LY6E, whose product is annotated as lymphocyte antigen 6 family member E. The transcript is spliced from 4 exons. Bases 129 to 518 code for a protein of 129 amino acids. Gene Ontology annotation, molecular function: acetylcholine receptor inhibitor activity. NCBI's taxonomy places the organism in Eukaryota, Metazoa, Chordata, Mammalia, Chiroptera, Vespertilionidae. The record is from RefSeq and is a predicted model, not a curated record.
CCGUCCGCCUGCGAGUCCCGCCUGCGAGUGCGGCUCGGGCAGCUCGGCGCGCGGAGGAGCCGAGCGCAGCGCGGACAAAGCGGAGCGGCUCUCUGCGUGUGAGGCCCGACCGAGCCGUCCCUCCCAAGAUGACCGUCUUCCUGCCCGUGCUGCUGGCCGCCCUCCUGGGUGUGGAGCAAGCCCACUCCCUGGUGUGCUUCUCCUGCACGAACCAGCAAAGCAACUUCUACUGCCUGCGGCCCACCAUCUGCGAGGACACCGACAACUACUGCGUGACCGUCUCCGCGGCCGCGGGCAUCGGGAACGUGGUGGACUUGGGCUACAGCCUGAACAAGGGCUGCUCCCCCAUCUGCCCCGCGCCCCCCGGCAUCAACAUCGGCGUGGCCUCCAUGGGCACCCACUGCUGCCAGAGCUUCCUGUGCAACAUCAGCGCGGCCGGCGGGCUGCGGGCCAGCACCUCCCUGCUGGGCCUCGGGCUCCUGCUCAGCCUGCUGGCCCUGCUGCGGCCCGGCCCCUGACCCCCUGACCCCUGACCCCCAACCCCCGGCCCCACCGCUCAGGAAGGAAAGCCCAGCCCCGCCCAGACCCUCACUCACACUGCCCGACCCCCACCCCUCGGCCUCGGGCCCCUCGGCAGGCCUGUCCCCCGCACCUACACCUGCCCCCAGCGGCCCCCAGCCGCGCCGGCUGCCCUCACUCCAGGGUCCAUGAUGUGAGCUCCUCGGAGGUCCCCCCGGGGCCUGUGGGUCGGCAGCUGUUCCUGGGUCCUGGGGACACACCGUGGGAGGCCCAGGCCCAGGCCCUGUCCAUCGGGCAGUCCGCCCCUGACAGUGGCGUGGAAGGGGGUGCUGGGUGUGGGCGCCCAGCUGCACGCACAGGGGUCGGUGAGGCCUUGGGGCGCCACGCCCCACUCACUUCAGCAGCCGAGGGCCCAGGAAUCGCUCCCACCCCAUCCAACUGCGGCCCCCGCCGCGCCCCUCACGCCGGAGCCUCCUGCUGCUUUGGUGCCUCAAAUAAACAGACCUGCCCGCC